UAGACCACUGUAGUUUGUAAAGUUUGCAUUUUUAUCUCUCUGCUUUGAUCUCAAUCGUUCUCGUAACAGAAAAAUGUCAGAGAAAGGAGGCAAAGGGCUCAAAUCCUCUCUCAAAUCUAAAGAUGGAGGGAAGGAUGGGAACUCAGCAAAGUCCAAGAAGGGUAGAAAAAUCCACUUUGAUCAAGGGACUCCGGAACCUAAUUACAAGAUUCUCAACGGUUCUGAUCAACCAUUUCAGAGUUUUGCUCCUAAACCUGCCAAAGGAGAGAAAGCUCCCAAGUCUAGCAAAAGCUCUCUGCACUCGUUUGACCUCAAAGAUCUUCCUGAGAAUGCUGAAUGCAUGAUGGACUGUGAAGCUUUUCAGAUAUUAGAUGGAAUUAAGGGACAUUUGGUUGGGUUAUCUGAAGACCCUUCUAUUAAAAUUCCUGUAUCUUAUGACAGAGCAUUAGCUUAUGUGGAGAGUUGUGUUCACUACUCAAACCCUCAAUCUGUCAGACAAGUUCUUGAGCCUUUGAAAACCCAUGGUAUCUCUGAUGGCGAGAUGUGUGUGAUUGCAAAUGCCUCCCCAGAAACUGUAGAUGAAGUUCUUGCCUUUAUUCCAUCGCUGAAGACUAAAAAGGAUGUGAUCAGUCAACCCCUGGAAGAUGCAUUGGUGGAGCUAUCCAAGCUGAAGAAAUCGGAAUGAAGAGGAGACUGCUGUAAUGAAUGGUUCAAUGCUAGGAGUAGUUUGCAGCUUAACUUAAUAUCUAUGUGUAUUUGCGUCUUUGCCUUACCUCAACGUUAACGUACCUGCGCAAUGACAACUUUUGUCUAGUUUUGGUCAUUGCACUUUUUAAUCUCUAUUAAUCGGCUGUAUCUCUCGUUGACAAUAUCAUUUCGCACGCUUCCGAAGUCAUUAGCUCCCUUGAA
This is a messenger RNA of Capsella rubella, 909 nucleotides long. Its product is annotated as DNA-directed RNA polymerases IV and V subunit 4. Bases 74 to 685 code for a protein of 203 amino acids. The record is from RefSeq and is a predicted model, not a curated record. Gene Ontology annotation, molecular function: nucleotide binding. NCBI's taxonomy places the organism in Eukaryota, Viridiplantae, Streptophyta, Magnoliopsida, Brassicales, Brassicaceae. Gene Ontology annotation, cellular component: RNA polymerase complex. The transcript is spliced from 8 exons. Gene Ontology annotation, biological process: DNA-templated transcription initiation.